Molecule: messenger RNA, 4510 nt
Organism: Triplophysa rosa
Lineage: Eukaryota; Metazoa; Chordata; Actinopteri; Cypriniformes; Nemacheilidae
Product: solute carrier organic anion transporter family member 2A1-like
Exons: 10
Coding region: 1-1227 (408 amino acids)
Biological process (GO): transmembrane transport; sodium-independent organic anion transport; prostaglandin transport
Cellular component (GO): membrane
Molecular function (GO): prostaglandin transmembrane transporter activity; protein binding
Source: RefSeq, a predicted model, not a curated record
AUGGUUUGCAGUUUCUUUCCUCCAGGGGGUGCAUUGGAGUUGAGUCCUACUGACCCUCGCUGGGUCGGUGCAUGGUGGAUGGGUUUGCUCAUCACUGCUGGAGCUCUCGUUGUUACCUCCAUUCCUUACUUUUUCUUUCCCAGAUCCCUUCACGUGGAGAAGAUUUUCAAACCGGAUGCUGAAAUCAUGAAAGAUGCCCACAACAAGACAGAGAGCUCCAUGCUGGAUUUCUUAAAAAUGUUCCCGAAGAUGCUUGUUAAGCUUCUGCUGAGUCCGCUCUUCAUGCUGCUAGUUCUGACCCAGUGCUGUUUCUCCUCUGUGAUCGCGGGACUUGCUACCUUUCUCAACAAGUUCCUGGAAUGCCAGUACAGUGCCUCUGCAGCCUAUAGCAGCCUUCUUAUUGGUGCUCUUAAUCUACCUUCUGUUUCUGUGGGAAUGGUGCUCGGGGGACUUGUUAUGAAGCGCUGGGGCUUGUCAUUCAGAACCAUUCCACGUUUCUCUGUUGCAAUGCUCACCAUCUCCAUCAUUUUCUGUGUACCUCUCUUCUUCAUGGGCUGCUCCACGCAAGAUGUUGCUGGUGUUUAUCCUAAAACAUAUAAUGGCAAUAAUGGGCUGCUGCUAUCCUGUACUGCCAACUGCUCCUGCCCCAGGAGUGCCUUUAACCCAGUGUGUGGAGAAAACCAUAUUGAAUACGUCUCACCCUGCCAUGCUGGCUGUACAAACUUCACCAUGGAUCCUAAGAACCCAUACAGAGUCCAUGUUUUCAGUAACUGCCAGUGUGUUCCUGACAUGGGCACUGCCAAGCCUGGCCCUUGUGCUAAUACCUGCCCUCACCAUCUCCUGCCAACAAUGUUUCUCAUCUCUCUGGCUGGGCUCAUUGCCAGCCUAACACACAACCCUAUCUACAUGAUGGUGUUGAGAGCAGUUCCUGCUGAAAAGAAGUCUUUUGCCAUAGGUGUUCAAUUUCUGCUUCUGAGGGUGCUAACUUGGUUGCCUGCUCCAACCCUGUUUGGAAUGACCAUAGACUCCACAUGUAUCUGGUGGAAAACUGCUUGUGGUAAAAAGCAAGGCUGUGGUUACUACGACAACAAUCUCCUCAGGAACAGGUAUCUAGGACUUCAGGUGAGCUAUAAGACAUUAGGCAUUAUUCUAAUGGCAUUUAUUGGCUGGAAAAUGCACCGGACCAGAGAGUACAGUUUAGAGAAAAGGGACGAUGGACCACUGUGAUGCCUAAAACAUACAUGUGAAAUUUGAAGUCCAGAGCUAGCCUACAGUCUACAGUCUUGCUUGUGGAAAGAAGAAUCAGCUUGCAUACUUAUUUCCCCCUACAAGAGGAGACGAGAUGGCCAUAACAUGACAGAUUUGGAUACUUGAUUUACUCGAUUUACUUUUUAUUUUGUAAUAUAAAUACAUAUUUUCUAAAAAGCUAUGUAUAGAGCUAUAUUGGGCAGUUCUGCAAAGUGCAAAGCUAUAUAGUGCUGUUCUCUAGACAGUUAUCUACAACGUUUGAAAAAAUAUGUAGCUUAGUUCUGCUGAAUUAAGGAUUAUGGCACCUAAAUAAAAUGUCUGUACUAUUCUUUGGUUAGUAUUUAAAGAGAUGCAAAUUCUGUCAUGAAUUACUCAUUCUCUAGUUGUUUCAAACCAAUAUUUUCUUUUGUUUGGUUAAACACAGAGAAAGAUAUUUGGACGAAUCCUUGUAACCAAACAGUUCUUAAACCCCAUUAACUAUCAUAGUAGGAAAAUAACAAUGGUAGUCAAAAGUGCCCCAGAACUGUUUGUUGUCUAACAUUCUUCCAAAUAUCUUAGUAAAUAUCUGUUGAACACAAACAGAUAUAAAUAAAUUUUUCCUACUAUGGUAGUUAAUUGGGUCCAAGAACUGUUUGGUUGUAAGCAUUCUUCCAAAUAUCUUUCUCUGUGUUCAUCAGAACAAAGAAAUGUAUACAGAUUCAGAAAAACUUGAAGGUGAGUAAAUGACAGAAUUUUUAUUUUUGGAUGAACUAUGCCUUAAAUACUUGGUUAAUAUACUUUUUCUUUUUUUGAGACUAUGCCAAAGAUGUUGGAUGAUUUGUAUGCACAAACACACAUAUGGUGUGUAAUCAAUUGUAGCCUGUGUAUAUGGGACCAAAUGUUUGUGAAAUAUUUUUUUAAAUCUAAUUUUAACAUUUAAAUAUACCCUUUAUAUAUCAUUUUUAUCAUGGUUCUUAAUCACAUUGAUACAAUAAUCUUAUUAUCACUGCUUAGCAUAACAAAGAGUGUCUUGUUGUGCAAUAACUUUUGUAUAACAAUGUAUUAGGGAUGUAACAAUAUUACUGAUAUCAUGUUAUCACAAUAGCAACAUUAUCUCAAUAUUAUUGUGGUCACAUGACUGUAUGAAACGAUAGGUCUUCCGGGCCUAACAUAGAGACUGUUAGAAAAAAUAAUAGAUGCUACCUUUGGCAAGGUCCAUCUGGUGAAAUUAUUUUAUUUUAUAAAAGGGAUUUUAAGUCAUUUGACCCAUUUCAUACUAUAACUCACACCUCUAAGCAACAUUUAUGAUUAGAGGAUAAAGAAAAGAGGAUGCUUAUGGCAUGUUUCAAAGUCAUCAUUUGUCAUUUUAAAUAUUGCAAUAAUUAUCAUACAGUGGACGUUAUACCGAGUUAUUAUCGCCCAGUGAGAUUUUGAUAUUGUCACAUCCCUACAAUGUAUGCAAGUUUUUUCAGAUAUAAAUUGUAUUCACAAACACCAAACUUUUUAAAUGGUCUUUUUUACGUACUUCUGCACAUUUUAACAUACAUUUUACAUCUUUCAAGCAUUUUAUUAACUUGCAAAUCUACAGAUGCUGAUGCAAUCCACGUGACACAACAAGAGUGGAAUGUAAAUAACAAAGACAACCAUGUCAUAGCUGUGACUACUGCAUUCUGCACCUUGUACCAAGACUUGCGUAGCAUGCUCUGAUAGGAAAAGUCUAAUUUUCCUAAUGUUGUACAGGACAAAUCUACAUGACCGGGUCGUGCUAGAAACAGGAUCUGUGAAGCUUAGCUGAUCAUCAAUCACACUGUCAUGAUCCUGCCUCUCCGUGUCUUGGUUUUCGAGUCUUGUUGCAGGAUCAUGUCCGACCCAUGUGUUUUUUUGUGGAGAAAGUUCAUGACAUUGUUUUGGUUUUGUAAUGCUGUGUUCUCUCUCCGGUGUCGCGUCUUUUAGCCCCGCCCCCUUGUUUCUCCUUCAGCUCCCUAUUAGUGUUUCAUCCCACUCACCUGUCUACCCAGUUUCCCCAUUAGUGUUAUCCUUGUCACCUGCCCGUCACUGGCCUUUUGUCAUUUUCCCUCGUUAGUAUUCCCUUUAUAUUCCCUUUGUAUUCAGUCUCCCCUUGUCUGUUCAUUCCUUUACCCUGCCCUUCCUCUCCUCGUAUGUGGAUUACCGUGUUCCUGUUUUUGCCGUGUCCCAGUCGUGUUAUUGGACUUUUUAUUUGGAUUCUCUUGGACUUUGUUUGUUUGUCCCUUGAGGUUGUUUUUCUUUUGAGUUUUUGUUUUGAUUUUUAUCGUGUUUUCCCUGUCGUGGGUUUUUGUUUCAUCUUUAAAUAAAUAUUUUCUGUUAACCCUUUGUCUGCCUUAUCAAUCGUGACACACACUCCGAGGUUGGAAGAUGUAAUAGUUAAGGAACCUAGUUGAAUGGUGAGGUUGUGAUGAAUCUUUGGGUCUGCCAAUAUUAAAAGCAGUUCUGUCUUUGCAAGGUUCAGUUGCAAGUGAUGGUCCUUCAAAAAAUGAAGCAAAAUCUUUAGCCGUAAAAGUGUUUUUUUACGGGGUGCAUGAUUGUGAUACUACAAUUCUGGCCAUUAAAAGUGCGCAAGAAAGAGAACACGAUCUUCCAGCAUACCACACUUUGCAGUGGUGUGUGUGUAGUCAGCCAAGCGGCACUUGUGCCUUAAGAUCGUUCACAGUCGUUCACAUUCACUGAUUUCUGCAGCUUUAAAUAACACGAGAUGCGACUGCUUGCACCAGGAUGAAAGUAAAGGGGCAUCUAUCACUUUGCCUUAUGUCGUGAUUCUGCCUUAUCUUGUCAUGUCUUUCUUGAUCUUGUGGCAGAAUCACGGCAGGAUCCCUUGUUUAAUGUGGAGAGAGAAAUUUUGGCCUUCCACAUCCUCUGUCACUCCAGUGUCGCGCCUUUGUCCCCGCCCUCUUGUAUCCCUCAUUAUUGCUUGUUAAUUAGUUCAUGCCCCGCACCUGUCCCUUCUUGAUAUUCUCCCCUUUAUAUAGUCCUCUUGUUCCAUUGUCCUGUGCUCAGUCAUUGUUUGUUUGAGAGUGUUACUCUCUGUGCAUCAUCGUGUCUUUGUGAUUACCUGUUCCUGUUGUUGAAGCUCCUGUCAGUCUAGUAAGUGUCCAGUUUAGUUUAUGUCUAGUGUUGUUUAUCUCAGUUUAGUGUUAGUUAGUCUACGUCCUGUUAUUAUCCUGUUACACCCCAUCGUGGGUCUUUGUUUUGUGUUUCUUGUAAUAAAUACCCUUUUUGUUACCCCUGAACGCUGCCUGUAAUUGGG